UUUCUCUCUCUCCCUGCCCUUUCUCUCCAGAAUGCACCCAGAGAGGGAGGGGUCUCAUGACAACAAUUUCGCUAAUCACCUGCCUUGUGCUGGGUGCACUCUCAGUGAUGACUCACACACAGACACACAGACACACUCACUCUCUGUCAUCCCAAGACCGAAGCGACGCUGCAACUUUAGGAAAUAUAUUCUGUUGAAUAUACAUACUUGUGCAGUUAAUAUUUUUCCCUCAAGUGUGUAAAAAGAGCACAGAAAAAUGUUUCCUAUAUUUUGGAUCCUCCUCCUUCUCCCUCUGGUCUCCGCCCAGACAUACCAUUGGGGUCCAUGCCCCACCCCCAGUGUCCAGUCCAACUUCAGCUUGCAGCAGUACCUGGGCACGUGGUAUGAGAUAGCAAAACUUCCAGCAUUCUUUGAGAAAGGGAAGUGCAUCCAGGCCGAUUACACUCUGAGGGGAGACGGCACCAUCAGAGUCCUCAACUCCCAGUUCUAUAAAGGUAAGGUGCGGACUGUGGAGGGGACAGCAGUGGUCCAGGACCCCAAAAAUCCAGCCAAACUGGGAGUCAGCUUCUCCUACUUCACUCCCUACAGUCCGUACUGGGUGCUGAGUACUGACUAUGUGAGUGGAGCAGUGGUGUACAGCUGUACUGACGUGUUGAGGAUUUUCCAUGUCGACUACGCCUGGAUCCUGGGACGUUCCCGCUUCUUGCCCGCAGAGAAAGUAGAGUACGCCAGGCAGCUGCUGGCUAAAGAAAACAUUGACACCUUCAAGAUGAGUGUUACCGACCAAACGGGCUGCGACUAGAUGGAGGUUUAGAGGUCAGCGGUUAGGGUUAAAGGGUUAUUUAUGUGUCUACUUCCCUAGUCCUAGCACCGUAGAAACUUCUCCCCUACUCCCAAUGCUCUAUCCACAUGUCAUUUGAGCCCUACCUCUAUAGAUACAGACAGAAAUACGACCAGUUUAUAAUAGUUAAUAUACACUGACAGUUGGUCUUAUAAUCUUACCAUCCAACAUAUCACUACCUACCAUCUCAUUUAGACUACAUGUAUUUUAUAUUUAGAAACGUUAUGGUCUGUAGUUGGAGAUCUGUUAGUUUAUAAGGUAGUUUGAUUGAUUAGAUGUCUAGCUAUGUAACGAUGGUGACGGUUUCUUCAUGUGAUGAACAGAAUGCUGACAGCAUGAGUUAGUUCUCUGAGGGUUGGGCACAGUUCCUAUAGGGGCAAGCACACACACACACACACACACACACACACACACACACACACACACACACACACACACACACACACACACACACACACACACACACACACACACACACACAGUAUCCCCAUCAUAGAAAUAUGUUCAGAGGGAAGGGAACUGGAGGAACAGGUGUAGCUGUAUAGGUGUUGUCUGUAUAUUAGUCAUUAAAGUUUUGUUUUGAAGUCAAA
Salmo salar (Atlantic salmon) is the source of this 1431-nucleotide messenger RNA. Its product is annotated as apolipoprotein D. Gene Ontology annotation, molecular function: lipid binding. The record is from RefSeq and is a predicted model, not a curated record. Lineage: Eukaryota; Metazoa; Chordata; Actinopteri; Salmoniformes; Salmonidae. Gene Ontology annotation, biological process: lipid transport; lipid metabolic process; response to reactive oxygen species. Gene Ontology annotation, cellular component: cytoplasm.